Molecule: messenger RNA, 3055 nt
Organism: Bombus pyrosoma
Lineage: Eukaryota; Metazoa; Arthropoda; Insecta; Hymenoptera; Apidae
Gene: Tudor-SN
Product: staphylococcal nuclease domain-containing protein 1
Exons: 9
Coding region: 240-2918 (892 amino acids)
Biological process (GO): regulatory ncRNA-mediated gene silencing; mRNA catabolic process
Cellular component (GO): cytosol; nucleus; RISC complex
Molecular function (GO): nuclease activity; RNA binding
Source: RefSeq, a predicted model, not a curated record
ACGAUGUUUCUGUGUAGAUUGCGCUCGUGCCGAUUCCAUCACAAUACGUGGAAAGCGUGAGUUUCUCGACUCCGAUUCAACAUGUCAAAUUUUUCUUGAAUUUCUAACGAAUAUUCACAAGAAAAGCAAAAACUAACGCGUAGAUAGCUUUUUGUUUACCGAAUAGCUUUUCCGGCUUGGCGUAGACUGAGAAAUUAUAAAUUUUUUCGUGGUGCAUAACGUGGUAAACGAACGACACGAUGAGCGCACCCCAGGGGCAAGUGAAAUCAAGAAACGGAGUAGUAAAACAGGUUAUUUCGGGGGAUACCAUUGUUAUUCGUGGCCAGCCUAUGGGUGGCCCUCCUCCAGAAGUUACUAUUACUCUUUGUAAUAUUACUGCUCCAAAAUUAGAACGGUGGAAAGGAAAUGAUAGUAUGGAUGAAAGUAAAGAUGAACCAUAUGCUUGGGAAGCUAGAGAAUUUUUACGUAAGAAACUCAUUGGUCAAGAUGUAUCUUUUGUUACAGAAAAAUCAAUUAAUACAAACAGAACAUAUGGUACUGUGUGGUUAGGAAAAGAUAGAAAUGGAGAGAAUGUAAUUGAAACAUUAGUAUCCGAGGGUUUGGUAACUGUAAAAAAAGAUACCAGAAAUCCCAGUCCUGAACAAACCCGAUUAAUUGAACUAGAAAAUACAGCUAAAGCAGCAAAGAAAGGAAAAUGGUCGGAGUCGCCAAGUUCUGAACAUAUACGCGAUGUAAAAUGGACUGCUGAUGAUCCUCGCAAAUUAGUUGAAAAAUUUGGAAAGAAGCCAGUAAAGGCUAUUAUUGAAUUUGUGUUUGAUGGAUCUACAGUGAAAGCACUUUUAUUACCUGAUUUUUACAACAUAGUAUUAAUGAUAUCGGGUGUCCGUUGUCCUGGAUGGCCAAAUGGAAGACGUGAAAAUUCAGCAGGUGAUCCGUACGCAGAUGAAGCAAGAUAUUUUGUAGAAUCCCGCCUUCUACAUAGAGAUGUUGAAAUAGUACUUGAAUCUGUUAAUAAUAACAAUUUCAUUGGCAGCAUUCUUCAUCCAAAGGGUAAUAUUGCCGAAAUUUUAUUGAGUGAAGGUUUCGCUAAAUGCCAGGAUUGGUCAAUUAAUAAUAGCAGAGCUGGUGCAGAGAAACUUUAUCUUGCAGAAAAAGCUGCAAAAGAAGCACGUUUACGUUUAUGGAAAGAUUACAAACCAUCAGGUCCACAAAUAGAAUUUACCGGUACUAUUGUCGAAAUUGUCAAUGCAGAUGCACUUAUAAUUAGGACACAAAAUGGAGAAAACAAAAAAGUGUUUUUGAGCAGUAUUCGACCACCGUCCAGAGAAAAAAAAUCUAAUGAGGAGCCAAAUAACGCAACUAAAAAAGAUUUCAAACCUCUUUAUGAUAUUCCAUGGAUGUUAGAAGCACGUGAAUUUUUGCGUGAGAAAUUUAUUAGGAAAAACGUAAAAAUCGUGGUUGACUAUACUCAACCUGCUAGAGACAAUUUCCCAGAAAAAUUAUGUUGCACUGUUACUUGCGGUAAAACGAACAUUGCUGAGGCUUUAGUUGCAAGAGGUCUGGCAAGAGUUAUCAAGUACAGGCAAAAUGACGAUCAACGUUCUUCUCACUACAACUUGUUACAAGUUGCAGAAAGCAAGGCAGAAAAAUCUCAACAUGGUUUACACGCAAAGAAGGAUAUUCCUGUACAUAGAUUAGUAGAUCUUUCUAAUGAUCCAUCAAAAGCAAAGGCAUUUUUAACAUCGCUUAAACGAGCGCAGGGCAUUAAAGCUGUGGUUGAAUUUGUUACGAGUGGUUCGCGUCUAAAAUUAUUUUUGCCAAAAGAAGAUCAACUUAUUACGUUUGUUUUGGCUGGUAUAAGAACUCCACGAUGUCAAAGAUCAUUGCCAGGUGGUGGUAUUGUUAAAGCAGAUGAAUAUGGUGAGAAAGCAUUAGCCUUCACUAGGGAACAUUGCUUCCAAAGGGAUGUAGAAAUAAAAAUUGAAAGUACAGAAACUAAAGGAAGUGGAUUUAUUGGAUGGUUAACUGUAAAUGAUAUCAAUAUGUCUGUUACUCUUGUUGAAGAAGGUCUCGCAGAAGUAGUUACUUUCCCCGAUUUCGGAGAAUUAACAAGAACGCUUAAAGCUGCAGAAGAACGUGCCAAAACAAAGAAAUUAAACAUGUGGAAGAACUAUGUAGAAGUGCAAGUUGAAAAUGAAAAGAACGAAAGCGAUAAAGAAAUUGUUGAAAGAAAAAUUGACUAUCAAGAAGUAGUACUUUCUGAAGUUACCGAAGAUCUUCACUUUUAUUCGCAAAGUGUCGAUCAACGUAGUAUGUUGGAAAAUUUACUUUUGCAAUUGCGUCAAGAAUUAGCAUCCAAUCCACCACUUCCGGGUGCUUAUAAGCCCAUUAGAGGUGAAUUAGCAGUUGCCAAAUUUACUGGCGAUGAUGAGUGGUAUCGCGUUAAAAUAGAGAAGGUUUUUGGUACAAAUGUCAGUGUAUUUUAUGUCGAUUAUGGUAACAGAGAAGUAAUUAAUGUCACAAGAGUUGCGGAUUUACCGUCAAGAUUUGCUAAUGAUAAACCCUACGCUCACGAACAUGUUCUCGCAUGUGUUGCACUUCCAAACGACAAUGAUGACAAAAAAGCGGCAGUUGAAAUAUUUAAGGAAGACGUCAUGGAUAAAAUUUUAUUACUGAAUACAGAAUUUAAGCUAAAUAAUAUUACUGCUGUAACUUUAGUUAAUUCUUCUACUAAUGAUGAUAUUGCGAAAGGACUUAUUUCUGAUGGGUUAUUGCUCGUUCAGAACCAACGCGAUAGAAGACUUACUAAAUUGAUUGAAGAAUAUAAGAAAGCAGAAGAAGAUGCAAAGCAUAAUCGACGUAAUAUUUGGAGAUACGGUGACAUACGAGCAGACGAUGAAAAAGAAUUUGGAUUGUAAAGAACUAAAUGCUCAAGGAAGGACUGGUUAAAAAGUGAUCAAUACAGGGAAAAAGACAUGUUACGAACUGCAUAAUAAUUAUGUAAGAACCCAUUACAUAGAUUAACGAAAAAUAAUAAAUGUCCAUAUGAGAGUUA